GGUGAAGGGAUCUUGAAGCAUUGAUAGCAGGAAAAUUUGGCAAGAAAAAAGACAAGGAGAGAACUGGUCAGGCAUGGAGUAUAAGGUGAAACCUGAAGAAUAUGCAUGGCUUGAAGGAAGUUAUGUAGGUACAGUUCACUCUGUUGAGAUGGUUAGGAAUUUGCAGGAGAAAUUUUACAUGGAAGGCUAUUUUUAUUGUCGAGUUCGAGUAAUGGGGGGUAAGUUAGUGCUACUCGAUUGUGAUGACAAAGAGGAACUAAAGGACUUGGUGGAGAUGGCCUCAAACUGGCUUGGACAAUGGUUUGAAGAGGUGGGCCCUUGGACACUAGAUAAGAUAACAUCUGAGAGGUUUGUAUGGAUUAGAUGUCAAGGAGCACCAUUGAAUGUUUGGGGAUCAGACUUCUUUGCAAAAAUGGGAUGCUCAUGGGGUAAAUUCAUGUGCUUGGAUGACAGUAUAAGUCAAAGAAGGAGGUUUGACAUUGCAAGAAUGCUGAUUUCCACUUCGAUAAUAGAGACAAUAUCAGCGUUGGAUGAACCUGAUGAUGUAGAGGUUGAAGAAGACGACGUGGAAAGCUGCAUAAGGGAGAACAACAGUGAACUCCAGCCCCAAGAUCCACAAGAGGAUGAUAAGACAACUAAAGCAGUGCCUAACAAUAUAGAAAAAGUUCAAAUUGUGAAUGAUGGUGAGCAUAAAGCAAGGGUAGAGAGGGUGGCGCAAAAGAGUGGGAAAUUGCUUGUCAUUGUUAUCGAAGAGCAGCAGAUGGCAUUUAUUGGGGGUAGAGAGUUGAUGGAUGGAGUGGUGAUUGCCAAUAAAGUGAUUGAUACGGCGAAGAGGAAAAAAAAGAAGAGCUUCCUUUUCAAAGUCGAUUUCGAAGAAGCAUAUGACAAGGAGUGCCUACAAUCCAAUAUGGUAUCCAUCAUGGUCAAUGAAAGUCCUUCAAGACAAUUCCUGGUUAGCAAAGGCCUUCGCCAAGUGGAGAAGGAGUUAUAUAAGGGCGUAACAGUUGGCAAGGAAGCUGUGAUGGUGACCUACCUUAAAUUCGCAGAUGACACCAUGUUUUUUGGGGAGGCAACAGAAGACAACAUAUGGGUGAUCAAAAGCAUAAUGAGGACUUUCAAGCUACUUUCAAGAUUGAAAAUAAAUCUACAAAAGAGCCAACUUAUGGGCAUCGGUGUUGAGGAAGACUCCUUUAAGAAGAAGCUGACAAGCUGGAAAGGUCAACAACUUUCUCUUGGUGGUUGGAUCACACUCAUUAAUUCUAUGUUGUCCAGUUUGCCUGUGUUCCUGAUGUCAGUCUACCUAAUCCCUAAAGGAGUUAGAGAUCUUAGGAAGUUUAAUUUGGCAUUGAUGGGUAAAUGGUGGGGGCGGUUGGCAGCAAAAGAAGAAGGCUUGUGGAGGAAAGUUAUUGUAGGGGAGAAAGAAUGCUACCAAAUGGGCAAAAUGUACAAUGGAACAUGGAAGUGGAACCUUACAUGGAGAAGAAAGUUGCUCGAAUGGGAAAAAGAGGAUGUAAUAGAACUCAAUACGGUGAUUGAGGAAGUGAAGAUAUCUCCCAACUGCCCUGAUAAAUGGGAGUGGUUACAUAGCAAGGAUAGCCUUGAUUCAACUACAACGGCAAACACACUUUUGGCAAAAGAACGGAGGAGGAGACUGGAUAUGUGCAGCAUGCCAGCACCAAAAUUUCAAGAAGAGAGAGACAUGUCACUGAUGUGGAUACCCGAAUUCGACAGCCCUGAUGUGGCCACUUUCCCGUACAACAGGACAGAGGUGUUGGCAGGAGACUGGUUCUGCUCUAACAUGAACUAUAAAGCUCAGAAUUAUGCUACUAGGACUAGCUGCUACGGAUGUGGAGCGUUGAAAAAUAUUGACCAUGGAGAUGGCAGUUGCCCUCCUGGAUGGAAAGCUGGUGACUGGAUUUGCCCCAGAUGUGGAGUGCAUAACUAUGCAAGCAGGACAGAAUGUUUCAAAUGCAAGGCACAAAGGGAUUUCGCGUUGAAAAAUAUUGACUAUGGAGAAAGCAGUUGCCCUCCUGGAUGGAAAGCCGGUGACUGGAUUUGCCCCAGUUGCCCUCCUGGAUGGAAAGCUGGUACUGGAUUUGCCCCAGAAAACAAAUUAAGUUCUCAAGGAACUUCGGACUUCAUUGCUUGAAAACUGUAUAUGAAUAAAGAACCAAUUCAUCAUGUUUGCGUUUUGUUGGAUAGAUGUGGAGUGCAUAACUAUGCAAGCAGGACAGAAUGUUUCGGAUGCAAGGCACAGAGGGAUUUCGGUGAGAAUUUUUAUGUCCAUAUUGUUGCACCAUUAUCUACUGUUGAUAGAGAAAACUGCUGCUCUUCAUUAAUUUAUCCUUUCUUAAUAAAUUUUUCCUUGUCUU
Molecule: messenger RNA, 2372 nt
Organism: Rubroshorea leprosula
Lineage: Eukaryota; Viridiplantae; Streptophyta; Magnoliopsida; Malvales; Dipterocarpaceae
Source: the annotation of a GenBank genome assembly